AACGGGUAAAGAAAAACUCCCUGAUCUAUUGAAACAUCGGGUAGAGCCUUGUUUUCCCCAAUAAAUUACCCAAAAAAAUUAAAAAAACAGAGAAAAAAAGUCUGGAAUCGCAAGCACAGAGAGUGAGAUACAGAGCCAGCAGUUGGGGGUUUGGACGCGGCCAUGGCUAUGGCUAUACUCCCCUCUUCUCCUCAAAUCCUAAUAAUACUCUCGCCCAACCUUCACAAAUCCCAAACCCUAAUAAUAUCAUCGGCCAACAAACGCGCACGCUCCUCCUCUUCAACACCACCAGACGAUUCAAAUGUGAGCAGCAGCAUAGGUGGCUUAGGUCGUGCUCUUCUCACCUCUAUCCAAUCACAACCCAUUCCGAAGAAGCUUCCCCCCAAGAAAUCGUACAGCGGCGAAGAUGCACAAAUGCCACGAGGAGGCUAUGGAGUGGAGAAAGAGAAGAAGAAGGCACCGCAGGAGCCACAUCUAAGUGGGUUGGAUGUUUUGCUGGCUUUGCACAAGGCUUCCUCUGCCAAGAAACCAGUCAGUACGAGCCCUCGUAGAAGAGAUAGGAAGAAGACGAUGAGCAACGAGGAUUUGGUCGAUGACCAAGAUGUGCGGCCCAUUGUCAUCAAGAGCGACUGGGCGACCAGGUUGCAAGAGCUGCAAAAGCUUCUUGAUGAUCUUAAGAAAGAGGAGGUGUGAAGCUGGCAGGGAUAUGCACGUGUUAUGGAAGCACGCUUGGCUGGAAUCAAACUAGGAAGCAGACACCCUCGCAAAGGAGGUGGCCACCCAGCAUUGAAGCAGACACCCUUGCUAAGGAGGCAGCUACCCAGCAUUUCCCGUAGCACUUUUUGGGAUCGGCUUCGUUUUGUUGGUUGCUUUGUUACAACUUCAUUGUAACAAAAGGAUGGCUUUUUUAUUGUACUUUCUCAUCCCCCCUUAGGAAGGGGUUUCUGUAUAUAGAGCUUCCGCCCUGUGGAUAGCCUAUACUUUUGGUUUGCAGUAUUUCCUUAUUAUUAAUUUAAGGUUAACUUUCUCCCAAAAAAAAAAAA
Molecule: messenger RNA, 1043 nt
Organism: Amborella trichopoda
Lineage: Eukaryota; Viridiplantae; Streptophyta; Magnoliopsida; Amborellales; Amborellaceae
Source: RefSeq, a predicted model, not a curated record